AUGGCACAAUGUCUUGUGUCGGCCAAGCUGGCCUUACCGACCGCUUUACGCAGCGUCUUCUUUUCUGAGCUAUCCACCAAUACGUAUUUUCCGGUUACUAGCUUUUUUCGAGCUCCGCAAAAACCUCAUCUCAGAUGCCUCAGCACGACAAACAGAGUUCGCCAGGUCCAGAUCGAAACUUCCAAUGAGAUAUCACAGUCACAUGGAUUGCAAAAUAAUAUAUCAGAACCACGAAAGCAAGAAGGGAGGUCAUCAUCUCGCGAAUCAAGACCUUUAAGGUCUACGAAACCAGACGGGAAGAAUCGUGAUUCUGUGAAACCAGACCAGACGAGCCGUGAUCCCUCGAAGAAAAAAGACCACAAAGACAAAGGGCGCUGGAGAGAUCGCAAACCCGAGGAUAAGGACAAGAAAGAACCCAAAGAGAAGUCAAAGCCAGAGCCUUGGCAAGUGCAGAAAGGAGCUCUAGACAAAAAGUUUCCAGUUGGUUGGAAUCCCCCCAAGAAGCUUUCUCCCGAUGCACUUGAAGGAAUUCGUCAUCUACACGCAACUGCGCCCCAUCACUUCACAACUGCUGUUCUCGCUGAAGAAUUCAAAAUAUCCCCUGAGUCAAUUCGUCGGAUUCUCAAGAGCAAAUGGAGACCAUCAGCAAAUGAGCAGGAAGAUCGUCGCAAGCGAUGGGAGAAGCGGCACGAUCGCAUUUGGGCCCAUAUGGCUCAGCUUGGUCUUCGAAAGCCAACUGAUGCUUCAACCGAGCUAUCCGAUCAUAAAAUUUUAUACGAUGAGGAAAAGGACAAGGGCAAAAAGCAAGACAAAGACCAAGACAAAUUCCAAGAUCAGAAUCAGAAAUAA
Penicillium taxi is the source of this 849-nucleotide messenger RNA. RefSeq names its product mitochondrial ribosome assembly protein RRG9 (gene rrg9). The record is from RefSeq and is a predicted model, not a curated record. Gene Ontology annotation, cellular component: nucleus. The transcript has a single exon. The coding region runs from base 1 to 849 and encodes 282 amino acids. Lineage: Eukaryota; Fungi; Ascomycota; Eurotiomycetes; Eurotiales; Aspergillaceae.